GCUGACAACUGACAUUCAGUCAAGUGUUCCCCGCGCUUAGAGGGAAAAAUGAAAUUGGUUCUCGGACUUCUGGUGCUCUGUGUAGCAAUCUAUUCGGUGAUCGCUGCAUCGGGCAUACAUCAGUACAUCGGAGGAGGAGGAGGAGGAGGAACAUCUGAUGACAGCGAUGAGAAGCUUGUAUGGAGCGAUAGUGUGCACAGUGCCGACACCGAUGCGGCCCUAAGUCGACUCGCAGCAUUGGAUAACAUUGGCAAUGACAGAGCCAUGAACUUUGAUGAGAGCAACUGGGGCGGCGAUGGCCUCAGAAUUAAAGGAUUCGACAAGGACUCCAACAGUGCUUCUAAUUCAGAUUCAGAUAGACCCCACAGGGGAUUUCAGCUCAUUCAAUUUUGAUUUCCCUAAAAAAAAAUAUAAUUUCAAAUAUAAUUUUAUUCAUGAUGCGGAAA
This is a messenger RNA of Drosophila obscura, 446 nucleotides long. RefSeq lists its product as uncharacterized. The transcript has a single exon. Lineage: Eukaryota; Metazoa; Arthropoda; Insecta; Diptera; Drosophilidae. Bases 49 to 393 code for a protein of 114 amino acids. The record is from RefSeq and is a predicted model, not a curated record.